Messenger RNA from Anopheles stephensi (Asian malaria mosquito), 2923 nucleotides. RefSeq names its product DDB1- and CUL4-associated factor 10 homolog. The coding region runs from base 1188 to 2846 and encodes 552 amino acids. The record is from RefSeq and is a predicted model, not a curated record. NCBI's taxonomy places the organism in Eukaryota, Metazoa, Arthropoda, Insecta, Diptera, Culicidae. Gene Ontology annotation, molecular function: protein binding. The transcript is spliced from 8 exons. Gene Ontology annotation, cellular component: Cul4-RING E3 ubiquitin ligase complex.
CGCUCGGUUCGGCUGUGAUCCAACAGUGCGUAACUCCGCUUGCCAGACUGGCGCACACCAGUAGCAACUGUUGGUUUCGCACAGUACAGUGAACGGUGGUAGAGUGUAGACGUCUCUGCGCGAACGCUCGCAACGGUACGAGGGUUUUUGGUCGAUCGCGCCGCGUGUUGACACUGAUUAUGUUCGAACUGCUCGUGUGAAGGGAAACGGUGGUCGUUGUUGUUUUAGCUCGGGUUUGCUUACCUAUCUGUUUGUCGAAGGUAGUUUCCGCGUACCUCUCGGGUGGUGUGGCAUCUGUGCAAUGUGUCUUUUUGUCGUCGCGGUGUAAUACGCGAGCUAUACGUACGUAAGCAUGUAAAGUGAAUGGGAUCCGGUGCUGCUGCUGGGCCGGCAUAUUGUGUGUGCGUGUACAGUGGUGUAACCCUUUUCGGAAGAUAAAGCUGUUCUAGCCUUCAGAUCAACGGGGGGGUGCUUUUAUGUGAUGAGAAACGGCUUUAGAGAUUAUUAUAGCUUUAAAUUUGGAUUCUACGCAGAUCGAUUCUUAGGGUGACAGCAGCUAACUGACGCUAAUUCGGACAGAUCGGAUAAUGCUGUCCUUGCGGAUCACGUUCGCAGGAAUUUGGGUCAAAUAUUGUUGUUGUCCGUGCGGAGCGGAGUACAUGUGUUGGUGAUUAAUUACACACCGUACCACGAUCAGGUUUCAUGUUCAAGUUCAGUGUGAGCCCUGGGCGGCUGGCUGGGCUGACUUCAUAUCCGUGCGCGCGCGUACAGGCUAGCGCGUGAUAGUGGUUUGACCCCAAAAGCAGAACCUCAGAUUAUGAGUCACAUCAGCAACAGAGACGAACAUCUCCACCCCCCGAUCAAUCGCAUCAAUCAAAAACCUCACGGGCCGCAAAAGCUCUAAAAGCGCCCUUCUCAAAGAUUUUUGACCGAGGAAAUAACGAUACUUAAAAACUUAACAUUAGCAUACAAUAUCCGUCUAUCACUUCCUACCCUUUUAUUUUUUGUUGCGGCAUUCAAAUUAGCUGGAGUAUCUUCUGUUGUUGUUGUUGUCGUCGUAGCUAAUAAUAUCUGCAGCCUUGCCGAUCUACUGCUACGGAAGCAGCAGCAUCAUCCAUCCAUCCCUUGAACGCGCAUUACCCGAAUGUGUUGGGCCCUUAAGUGUGUAUAGCCGUGACAUUGAAAGCAUGUCUCUGCACGAAUGGUACCGCAGGCGGGAGCGGGGCUUACCACCCCGGAUCGGCGACACCGACAUGAUCCACCGUACGCUCUUCCGGUCGCUGCAGCCAAAGGUGCUACCGAACGAAUUUCCACCACCGUACCGAUCCGGCCAGGACGGUGGUGCUAUCUGCAACCUGGAGUUUUCACCUGACGGGACGGUUCUGGCUGCCGCGUGUGAGCAUAAAUCAAUCGUGUUGUUCGAUCCACUCACAGAAAAGCAAGUGUGCACGGUCGAUAACGCCCACGACGGAAGUGUGAACUGCAUCAGGUUCGUGGACAACCGUACCUUUGCCAGCUGCUCGGACGACACCACGGUUGCGCUGUGGGAUUCGCGAAACAUGUCCACAAAGCUGCGCACCCUUAACGGGCACAGUGGAUGGGUGAAGAACAUCGAGUACGCGAAACAUGCCGGCGUGCUCAUUUCAUCCGGGCUGGACGGUGUUGUGUACGGUUGGGAGCUGAACAACAGUACGGAGCAGGGCUGUACGUACCAACGGUUGCUGCACGUGCCGGGACUGAUGCGAUGCCGGCUGGUACCGGAUGAGACGCGCCUAGUGCUCUGUACGACCAGCGGUUACCUAAUGCUUGUGCACGAUCUUAACCUUGCCAGCAUCGCCGGAGAUCUCGUCAACUUUCGCCCAAACAUUCACCGACUGAGCCUAAUGCGCAAACAACGGAUCACGUUCGCUUCACGUAAGAGUCCCACGAUCUCCCACAAACGAAGGAGAAAUCGCGUCGAGUUUGUGAGCGAUUUUCCUACCGGCGACGAUGCGGAAAUGAUUAGCGGUUUAACGAUACAUCCUCAGGGCUGGUGUGCUCUUAGUAGAAAUAUUUCAUACGAUGAAACAACAGAGUGGUCUGUAGUGCAUGAUAUUCAAAGCUGGACUGAAGAUGAUGAUGACCCCAGUAUGGAUCAAGAGAACGUAGACUCAGAAAGGGAAGAUGAAUCUGAAGCAGAGCCAGAACCUCAACCAGUCCGAAGCAAUCCUCUCAGGUUAACGAACGUCUAUGUAGGUGAACAUAAGAGAGGAACCAAUGGAACUAUUCUCCACGAACCGACAUGGUGCAAUAGUAACACCGCACAGCGGAAUGUGAUCAAUAACGUUUUUCCGACUCAUUCGGGAGCUUCAUGCCCAAACCUCGCCCACACACCACACUUAAGACUGCUGCCAACCGGCGAACCCAAUGCGAAGGGAUGCGAUGACGCGACCACCAUCAGCAACGACGAGAAGGUUGUGUGGCCACGGGACAUGACCGUAGGAAGGAACCGUACGGCCAAAAACCUACCAGCCAACAGUUCCCGGUUGCUGUACUACAUGCAGGAAUCGAAAAAGGUGGAGGGUUAUAUGCGUGAGGCGUGCUUUUCGCCCGAUGGGCGGGUCAUCUGUUCACCGCACGAUGACUGUGGCGUACGGUUGCUAGCGUUUAACGAGCAUUGCAAUGAGAUGCAUUACGCCCGACAGUACGGUAGUAACGGGAGCGGGCCGGAGAUGCUGCGAGAGCUAGAGUACAAGCCGUGCCAUCCGCACGUGGUCAUCAGCAGCCAGUUUAGCCCACGGUUUCCACUGCUGGUUACCGGUUGUCUGCUGGGUAAUGUUGUUUGGAAUCUACCGGUGUUAAGUUGAAGCGUUCUGAUGAAUGCAAAUGUUGAACUACAAGUAUACGAGACGUGUAGGAUGGGGGGAGGGCGGGGGGGGGGGAU